AUGGAGGAGAAACGAACCCUAGCUUCGUCCGGAGACUCUCCGGCAUCCGAGCCUUCGACGCGGCGUCGUUUGAAACGCAAAUCGAAUGCUCUAGGGACAUCCAAUUCCUCUUCUUCCAAGCGGAUGUUCACGCGGGAGAAGGCGAUGCUUGCUUCCUUCUCUCCUGUCCAUAACGGUCCUUUAACUAGAGCUCGGCAAGCGCCUAGCAACAUGCCGUCCGCGGCUGGGGUGAAGUCGGAGGUGUCGAGUGCCGCGGCGGCGGUGGUGGUGGGUGCGGAUGGUGAGAAGGAGGAGGAGGAGAGGGAGAAAGCGAUCCGUGAGUGGGAGGAUAAGAUCGAAGCGGAGUUCGAAGGGAUUAGAUCUCGUGAGAGUAGUGUUCAUGUGGUGCCUAAUCAUUGCGGUUGGUUUUCAUGGGAAAAGAUUCACCCGCUUGAAGAACGCUCAUUGCCCUCUUUCUUUAACGGCAAGGUGGAAGGUCGCACUUCUGAGGUGUAUAGGGAAAUACGGGAUUGGAUCAUGAAGAAGUUUCAUUCCGAUCCGAACACACAGAUAGAAGUAAAAGACUUAGCAGAACUCGAGGUUGGAGAUUCGGAAGCAAAGCAAGAGGUGAUGGAGUUCUUAGACUACUGGGGCUUAAUCAAUUUUCACCCAUUCCCAUCACCAGAUGCUAGUUCUAUUCCCGGUGAUAAUGAUGAUUUAGGGGAUAAGGAGUCUCUGCUUAACAGUUUAUAUCGUUUUAAAAUAGAUGAGCCUUCCCCUGCUCUUGUUCACAAGCCUCGUCCCACAGCACAAGCUACGCCUUCAGGGUUGUUCCCAGAUCCGGUGGCUGGUGAUGACUUGUUGAAGCAAGAGGGUCCAGCGGUCGAAUAUCACUGCAACUCCUGCUCAGCUGAUUGCUCUCGCAAGCGCUACCACUGCCAGACGCAGGCGGAUUUUGACUUGUGUACGGAAUGCUUUGACAGUGGCAAGUUCAGUUCAGAUAUGUCAUCUUCCGACUUUAUACUAAUGGAUUCUGCUGAAGCUCCUGGCGUUGGUAGUGGGAAGUGGACUGAUCAAGAGACUCUUCUUCUCCUUGAAGGUAUAGAAAUCUUCAAAGAUAAAUGGAGUGAGAUUGCAGAGCAUGUUGCUACAAAAACAAAAUCUCAGUGUAUGCUUCAUUUUCUUCAAAUGCCAAUCGAGGAUGCAUUUCUUGAUCAAAUCGAAUUCAAAGAUCCAAGUACAAAAGACGCUACAGAUUUAGCUGUGUCCAAAGAUGAUAAAUCUGUACUAAAAGAUGCACCUGAAGAGACAGAGAACAAAAAUUCUGUUAAUGAAGUUGAAACUGUGAAGGAAGCUCCAGAAACAGAAGAUGACAGUGAUGGAAAAGUUCCUCAGGAAUCUUCGAAGCCUGGAGAUGCGAGUGAGAAAACUAAUGAAGUGGAAGCCGAACAGAAAACGCCCAGGAUAGAAACCGUCACUGAUGGAAGAUGUAAAGAUGAGGCUGAUGAAAACACUGCUCUGAAAGCUCUGACUGAAGCUUUUGAAGACGUUGGUUAUCAUAUCACACCCGAAGCCUCUUUAUCCUUUGCUGAUUUAGGAAAUCCUGUCAUGGGACUGGCAGCUUUUCUGGUGAGAUUGGCUGGAUAUGACGUUGCUACUGCUUCAGCCCGGGCUUCCAUAAAAUCUCUUAAACGCAAUUCUGGAUUGCUGCUUGCCACACGACAUUGUUUUGUUCUCGAAGAUCCACCAGACAACAAGAAGAAUUUAACUGAAUCAAAAAGUGUGGAUGCAGUGGGGAACGAUGAUAGUGCCCAUAAAGAUGAGCAGCCUAAAGAAAAAAGCCAGAAAGCAGAAGAUGUCUCCUUGAAUACAGAUGAUCGGGAAAUGACAGAUGCUGAUCCAGGCAAGGAAAAUCAGGACUCAGUCUCUGAAGAAAAGCAGCCUGGUUCCCGAACUGAAAACUCUGCUAGAAAUCCAGAUUCUGAAGGACUAAAAAGAUCUAGUAAGUCAGUCGCAACUGAAAAUUCAGAGGAACCAGCGGAUAUUAGUUGUACAUCGAAGGACAAAUGUUCAGGAAAAGAGAACCAAAAAACUUUAAAGGAUAGAAAGAAGCUUUCAAGUGAAAAUAAAGACGUCUCUCAAGCAACUGUCUCCCAGUCAGCUGCAGAUGCUUCGCAGCCAGAAGCAUCAAAAGAUGUGGAGAUGAAGGAUACAUCACCUGCAGAGAAGGACCCUCAAGAUAUGGUCAAAACAGUAGGCGACGAGUUUGAACCAGCUAAGGAGAGUCCAAAGGAUGUUCUUGUUAUGCCAGAGUCUUCUGUUGCACAGCAGGCCAUUGGAUCAGCUUCUGUACCGGAAAAUGGAACAGAUGAUGAAAAUCCAAAUAAAGAGAAGGAUGUCUCUGAAGAGACAAAAGACAAACAUAACAGUGAUAAGCUUAAGCGCGCAGCUAUCUCUGCUCUCUCAGCUGCAGCAGUAAAGGCAAAGCAUCUUGUGGAGCAAGAAGAAGAUCAAAUCCGACAACUUUCUGGAUCUUUGAUAGAGAAGCAGUUACGUAAACUUGAAGCAAAACUAUCUAUAUUCAACGACGCUGAAAGCUUGACAUUGAGAGUAAGAGAGCAAUUAGAGAGGUCAAGGCAACGGCUAUACCAUGAAAGGGCACAGAUCAUAGCAGCUCGACUCGGUGCCCCACCUCCAAUGUCCUCAAAAGCAUCACUACCAACAAACAGAAUCGCUGCAAAUUUUGCUCAAAGACCUCCCAUGGGUAUGGCCUUUCCACGCCCACCAAUGCCAAGGCCUCCAGGUACAUCAUCAUUCUCUGUUCCUAGUUCACUUGCAGUUUCAACAGCAGUGACCGGAAGCUCAGGUCCACCUCCAGGUUCAGACAAUGUUUCUUCGGCUUAG
Eruca vesicaria subsp. sativa (arugula) is the source of this 2883-nucleotide messenger RNA. Lineage: Eukaryota; Viridiplantae; Streptophyta; Magnoliopsida; Brassicales; Brassicaceae. The record is from the annotation of a GenBank genome assembly.